CAUUGAUGAUGCUCUAUUUGCUCUUCUCGUUUUUCUACCUUCUUUUAAUUUGAGAGAGUACAGCCUUCUUCUUUUUUCUUUGCUCUCAAUUGCAUUGCAUCUUUUAAUCCUUUUUCUUUUCUAUUCUUAAAAUAUACCUUACUGAUCUUGUUCAAUUAAUUGUUUUUGUUGUGUUCUACGAACUAGGCUGGAGAAAUUGAACAAGUUGAUCUUAUUCACGACCAUCUCCAGGAAAAAUCCAAUAAACAUCGACGUUAAUAUCUUUGAACCAUACUUUUCUUCGCGCCUCCUCCUUUUUAAUGCCUUUGAUUCCAUUGAUACCCUUUUCUUCUUAAUACAUUGGAGGAGCAUCUUGUGUCUCUUUACUUCAUUUUACCGGAUAACUGCUGGCGACACAAACAAUUUACCCCGUACAGUCAUCUUACUCCGUACAAGCCUACCGAAGCUUUGAUGCGACCCUUCUUGAAAAGAACUUAUAUUACCAUUUUUCCCCGUGUUAUUUCAUUUCUGCAGAUGUAGGGAAUACAUUUCUUUCGCGCGAUACUUCAAUUCGAGUGUACUGACAAAUAUCCCAGCUCAUGGGAAAAUACUGGUUUAAAUUUACGAGGAGGACAAUGGCGCAAAAAAGGCCAAGUGUGCCGGCAUCGAAUGAUCAUAAACUAUCUUGGUUUCGAAAGUUCAUCUUUCCUAAGAAGGAUGAGCACCAUACGCCACCAAGCUCUCCACCCAACGCUCCGCCGAACGAGGCUCAACCGCCAGGGUUAGCUCGUCGAAUUUCGAGAAGGGUUGUCCCUGGACUUCCAAGAGCGGGCACCUUUAAACGACAACAAUCGGAGCUGAGGGAUAGAUUGGAACCGGUCAAGCCAAACCCUGAUGAAAGGCGGACAGCUUCAGUGGAUCGUCGACUAAAUAAUUUGCAUCGCUCAUCUUCGACUGCUUUAAAUCGUGGUCCAAGAACCAGCGCUCCUGAAUUUCUGGAAAGGACGGAGACUCUCGACAAUACGUUUGAUAGUGUAACUGUGGUAGCACCUACGGCAACCACAAAUAAACAUGAGAAUGAAUCUCAAAGUUAUGUGGAUGUUUCGAAGGAGGAUAAGCGGGGCUCACAUAUCGAAGAACAAUCGAUCUCUACAGAUACAUUUGAUGAGAUAAUACUUGAGGAGCUGGAGAAGAAAUGGAUCUUGAAUUUGAGCAUGCAUUUUCGAGACAAAUCUAAAAGAGAAAAGUUCUUUGUUACAUAUGCAGAAACACCGACACAUUGGCGAAGGGUCACAAUCUCCCUGGAUUAUAGAAAUGCACCGAGUAAUUCCCUGGAGGAGGAGCUACAGCGGACAAGGUUCCAGAGAGACAAAAGUGCGCGCAUUUAUGAAGCUAUUCGCGAAUCACUUCCGGACAUACAAUUCUACGACACUGUGACAAACCUCAAGUUAGAGACACAGGAGGAAAGACUUCACGUUCAUGUCGUGGAAGAUCUCUCCGAAGUCAUUCACUAUCCUCCGGUGAAGGCUCUUAACCACCUUCCAUGUCACAGAGUUCUCGAAUCAGAGCUUGAAUUUGAUUCACAUCUAUCCGGCUUCGUUUACAAAGUUAUCGUGGGCGGGCAAGUCUUUAUCAAAAAAGAAAUCCCAGGACCAGAUCAAGUGGAAGAAUUUUUAUAUGAGAUUAAUGCCCUACACAAACUUUCCGGAUCUCAUAGUGUGAUCCAAUUUGGCGGUGUCGUACUUGAUAAUGAAGCGAAAUGCGUGAAAGGUCUUCUGAUUAGCUUUGCCGAGCAAGGAGCAUUGAUUGACGUUAUUUAUGAUGCCGAUGGUGGGAUUCCCUGGGAAAGACGGGAGCGUUGGGCCAAACAAAUUGUUCAUGGACUUUCCGAAAUUCAUGAGGCGGGCUUCGUUCAAGGAGAUUUCACUUUGUCUAAUAUUGUUAUAGAUGCGGAUGAUAAUGCAAAGAUUAUCGAUAUCAAUCGACGAGGUUGUCCGGUUGGGUGGGAACCUCCAGAGAUUGCUGCAUUACUCGAAAGCAAUCAGAGAAUAUCGAUGUACAUAGGCGUCAAAUCCGAUCUGUAUCAACUUGGUAUGGUUCUCUACGCAUUGGCCACUCAGCACGAUGAACCAGAAACUCAAAGACCGUUAACAUUGUCGACUUUUCCCCCUGAUGUACCGAGCUAUUUCCUGGAAGUUUGUGGUCGUUGCCUUAGCGAGGAUCCCCGAAAUCGAUUUCAAGCUUCAGUUUUGCUAAGCAUCUUUCCUGAAAUUGAUGAUUAUCGUGAUUUCUAUGAAGAUCAAUCGCCAACCCCUAUUGUCAUAGAUGUUAAGCAUGCCGAUGAAGGGGAACUUUUGGUCACGGUUCAUGAUAAUAACGAGGAACACGAAAAGGAUGUACCAGAAAGAGGUCGGUCACGUUCUAAACCUUAUUCACCACCAUUCAUGGCAUCCAGAUCACCAGAAGCUUUGAUUACAGAUUUUGAGACACAAAAUAUCAGACCAUCACAGAUUCAAUUACCCUCAUCACUUUCUGGGUCUGAUUAUUCCAAAGAUCAAUCCGACCAGCAGCAGGAUAAUUAUCAAAAUACUUCAACUAUAGAGAACUCAACAUUAGAGACUCGACGUCAAGAUUCUGAACGUCGAUCGUAUUCAGAAAAGGAUACGACUGAUAUCCAGUCCAAUCCAACGACAGAACAAGCGCGAAAUACAGCAGCGACACCUAAUAUAUCAAUGGCAUAUGCAGGGGAUUUGGCACACAUUGGAACCGGCGUCGAUGGUGCACAUAUGGGAUCCUUUACAUUUGGAGCGGUUAACCUAGAUGAUGAUGAUUUAACGAUAGAUAACGAUGCAGGCAAUGUUUUCUAUAUGACGGAGGAAAAGAUAUCAGUUGUAUAGCAUGACAUCGUAAAGGAUGUGAGGAACAAAUAUGCUUUGGAUGGACAUUUUCACGCAACUAAUAUAAUGACUUCUUUUCUUUCCAUGGAUUGCACAUGUAAUUUGUGUUUGGAUCUUUGACUGGGUGGCAGGUACUCUCUUUUAAUCGUUGGUGCUUCGAAAGUGUACGAAUACGAUACCAAGAAUAUGAAGGGAAAUACAGCUGAGCUGAACGAACAGGCCCGAAUGAACGAUGAGAUGAUUAUCAGUCUUGAGGCCCUUCCUAUUGACUCUUCUGUUCUACUGAUCGAUAUCAUAGCCGCUUCCCGCAAUAUUGAUGCUUUUCUUUUCCUAAGAAUGUCCAUGAAAUCUAUGA
This is a messenger RNA of Sclerotinia trifoliorum, 3231 nucleotides long. The record is from the annotation of a GenBank genome assembly. NCBI's taxonomy places the organism in Eukaryota, Fungi, Ascomycota, Leotiomycetes, Helotiales, Sclerotiniaceae.